AUGGAUGUAAAAGUAACUCUAUGUUAUGUUGUUCUUUUAUUAUUUUCCAUUUCUUCAGCAGAAGAUGUAAAACUCAUAGUGAAAGGAGUGACAUCCAUUGGUAUCACAGAUAAUAAUUUUAUUUGUGCAACUUUGGACUGGUGGCCUGCUAAUAAGUGUAACUACAAUGAUUGUCCUUGGGGAAAAACAAGCAUUUUGAAUUUGGACUUGAAUAACAAAGUUCUAUCAAAUGCCAUCAAGGCAUUUAAUCCCCUAAGGAUCAGAUUAGGAGGUUCAGUGGAAGAUCAAAUUGUUUACCAAUUUGGAAAGCAAAAGAAAUGCCCUCAUUUCAAAAAGAGAGAAGGUGGCCUUUUUGGUUUCAGCACAGCAUGCCUUCCUAAAAUGAGAUGGGAUGAAGUACAUGACUUUUUUAACAAAACUGGGGUGAAAUUAAUUUUUGGGUUGAAUGCUCUCACUGGAAAGAAAAAUUCCAUGGAAGACAAGUUAAAUUGGGUGGGAAAUUGGAAUCCAAAAAAUGCCAUAAGUCUCAUGAAGUACACAAUAUCAAAAGGAUAUAAAAUAGAUUCGUAUGAAUUAGGUAGAAAUGAGCUAUGUGCUGAAGGGAUAGGAGCUAGAGUAGACAGUGUUCAAUAUGCUAAAGAUAUAACUAGGCUCAGACGUAUAGUUAAUCUACUAUACCCAGAUGCUUCUAGAAGGCCUAAAGUGUUAGGCCCCGGUGGUUUCUAUGGUAAGGAAUGGUUUGAAAGUUUCUUACUGAAUGUUGGUCCUGGUGUGGUUGAUGGAGUCACUCACCACAUUUACAACCUUGGUGCUGGUGUCGACAAGGAUCUUAUCAACAAGAUUCAAGACCCAUAUUACUUGAGCCAAGUUGCUGAAACUUUCAAAAGUGUUGCUCAAGCAGUUAAGGAAUUCACACCGUGGGCAACACCAUGGGUUGGGGAAGCUGGUGGAGCCUAUAACAGUGGUAGUAAAGAUGUGUCACACUCUUUUGUAAAUGGGUUUUGGUACUUGGACCAAUUGGGGAUGACAUCAACCUUAAACCACAAUGUUUAUUGUAGACAAACUCUGGUUGGAGGAAACUAUGGUUUGCUAAACACCACAACCUUCAUUCCUAACCCAGAUUAUUAUGGAGCACUUUUGUGGCAUCGACUUAUGGGAAGUAAAGUGCUUUCAGUUUCUCAUGAAGGAUCUCCUUUUUUGCGUGCAUACGCUCAUUGCUCAAAGAAAGGGCCUGGUAUCACUCUGUUACUAAUAAACAUGUCCAAUUCCACUACUUUCAAUGUAUCCCUCGUCGAUGAUAUGAAUUUGUACCCUGUCUUAGAGGCAGUACCAGGAAGAGUACCAAUGACUAUGAGGGAAGAAUACCAUUUGACACCCAAAGAUGGAAACAUUCAAAGUAAUGUGGUGUUGUUGAAUGGAACUCCACUACAAUUGACAAAAUCGCUAGACAUCCCAGAAAUGAAACCACGGUUGGUUGAUGUUUCUUCUCCAAUCAAAGCAGAGCCCGACUCAAUUAUAUUUGUACAUACCAAGAGCUUCAAUGCACCAACAUGUAGAUAA
Molecule: messenger RNA, 1560 nt
Organism: Cajanus cajan (pigeon pea)
Lineage: Eukaryota; Viridiplantae; Streptophyta; Magnoliopsida; Fabales; Fabaceae
Product: heparanase-like protein 2
Cellular component (GO): plant-type cell wall; membrane
Molecular function (GO): beta-glucuronidase activity
Source: RefSeq, a predicted model, not a curated record